AGCAGUCUGGUGAGUAUGGAAGAAAUCGAGCCAUAUGUUAGAAGAAAAAGGGUCAAUCCUGUGAAAUCAAAUAAACUGAUUGGUCUCAAUGAAGAGGAGCAGACAGUUUUAAGGAUGAAUAUUAACUCGAGGGAGCGAAAGCGAAUGCACGAUUUAAACGAUGCGUUGGAUGAAUUACGGCAGUGUCUUCCAUAUUCGCAGAACGCAAGCACAAGAAAAAUGUCGAAAAUUAAUACUUUACUUCUCGCUAGUAGUUGGAUAAAACAGUUGACAAAUACGAAUAAUGAGUUACGCCGACAGCUUGAAGAGAUUCGUGGUAAUGAACAAAAAGCGCAGAACUGGGAAACACCGAGUUCUCACAAUCCAUUUGCUGUACAACUAAGAACACCGAUUGCCACUCCAACUCCAUUUAAUUCAAUUGAUCUACUUAGGCCAACCUCACUUCCAAUAAGGUUUCUUUCAGAUCCGCAAAAAGCCUUUUUUAGAUUUGCUCCUGCAAAUCCUUGUGUUAAAGCAAUUAAUGGUAUAUGCUUUUGUGUAAAUUGUAUUAUAGCUAAUUCUACUCAAAUGAACAAUGAUUGUAAAAUUAAGAAAAAUAAGUUGAAUUAG
Molecule: messenger RNA, 609 nt
Organism: Dracunculus medinensis (Guinea worm)
Lineage: Eukaryota; Metazoa; Nematoda; Chromadorea; Rhabditida; Dracunculidae
Source: the annotation of a GenBank genome assembly